AUGAGUAAACAACAAUUAAAUUUACUAAGACAAUAUCCUACUUACAAAAAAUUAUAUGCAAUGCAAGAAAAAAUAGACCAAAUGGAAAAUAGUAAAGUCCAUUUCAAUGACAUUUGUUCUAAUGUUGAUUACUUUUUUGAAAAAGGGGUAAUUGUACAAAAUGUUAUGCAAAUAGAACACCCAGCAGAAGCAGCCAUGAAAGGAAGUAAAAAUUUAGAUCGUCCUAAACUAGUACUUCAUGAUGACGUUGAUUUACUUUGGAAUUCAAUGAAAAAAGGAAGUACUUUAGAGCUAGAUGAAUACCAAGUUUCAAAGAAAAAAGAUGAAGACAUUUAUAUUAAAAAUGAUAACUUCCCACAAAUUGAUAAGGAAAAAGUAAAAGAAGAAGUUUCAAAAAUGACAAUUCCUUCAACAAUUCACUUUAACCCUCAUGUCCUUGAAGUUUGUCAUACAUUCAAACAAAAAAUAUUUACGACAAAUGAUUUAGCUGAUGCAAUUCUUUCAGUACUUGGACAUUGA
Molecule: messenger RNA, 519 nt
Organism: Entamoeba dispar SAW760
Lineage: Eukaryota; Evosea; Mastigamoebida; Endamoebidae
Exons: 1
Coding region: 1-519 (172 amino acids)
Source: RefSeq, a predicted model, not a curated record